AUGAGAUUUGUGGUUGAUUUGCAAUCAAAACCAAAUGUAACUAGGUCUCUGUUGCAAAAGAUAGUUACUGACACAGAUGAUUUAAUUACUAAUGGAAUAAUAAAUAAACUAAAAAUUAAAUUAGAGCCACUUUUAAAGUCUUGUGAUCCUGUUCAAAAACACGAAAUAGAUAAAUUGUUUGAAGUUUUAGCAAAUCCAUUUUCUAAAUUGAAUACUGACCAUUUAAGAAUGAAAUAUUUAGAGGAUAACAAUUUAUUUUUUAAACCUCAAACAAUAAAUGUAGGUUAUUGCAAAGAAAAAAAAUGUGUAAAUGGAGUUGAAAAAUUGUUAAUGGUUCCAGUAGAAGGUCACUUAUUAUCCUUAAAAAAAAAUUUAAAAUCUUUUUUUGAACUCCCCGGAGUAUUAAAAACUGCUCAACAGUUUUUUAAAUAA
This is a messenger RNA of Macrosiphum euphorbiae (potato aphid), 432 nucleotides long. The record is from the annotation of a GenBank genome assembly. Lineage: Eukaryota; Metazoa; Arthropoda; Insecta; Hemiptera; Aphididae.